Messenger RNA from Brassica rapa (field mustard), 1757 nucleotides. RefSeq names its product protein TIFY 4B. Gene Ontology annotation, cellular component: nucleus. Lineage: Eukaryota; Viridiplantae; Streptophyta; Magnoliopsida; Brassicales; Brassicaceae. Gene Ontology annotation, biological process: regulation of jasmonic acid mediated signaling pathway; regulation of defense response; response to wounding. The record is from RefSeq and is a predicted model, not a curated record.
UAAUUACGUCUAUUUGUUCAAUUUUUUAUAUGAUAUCGAAUAUUCGUCAUAAAUAGAUGGUUUAAGAUGCUAAAAGAAAUAUUUAGUUAGUGAAUAUAAUACAUCAAAUAUUACAAAUACAUCAUUUAGUUAAAUAAAUAACCAAAAAUCAAAAAUUCAUAUCUGCGCUGGCGCGCGGGUUAGGGUCUAGUUUAUUUUAAUUCCACAGACAAAGCAAAUAAUCAAGGGAAUGAUAGUUGAAAAGAAAAAAAAAAGAAUAGGAGUAUAGUUAGGAGGGGAUGAUACGGGUUAAGAGAAGAAUCAGACGUGGCAUUGUAAGGAGCUUCUCCCAAAUAUCAAAAGCCCAUAGGACUCUCGUCUUAGACUUCCCUAAAUUUUUACCCUCCAACAAUUACAAAAACGCCACUCCCCUCUCGCUCUCUCUCUCCCGCCGGAGCUCCUCGGAAUCUGAGAUGGACGCAGUGUCUUCGGCGAAGUCCAUACUGGAGAAGCCUCUGAAGCUCCUCACGGAAGAUGACAUUUCUCAGCUCACCCGCGAGGACUGCCGCAAGUUCCUCAAGGACAAAGGAAUGCGGAGGCCUUCGUGGAACAAAUCUCAGGCGAUCCAGCAAGUUUUAUCCCUCAAAGCUCUCUUUGAGCCCGGCGACGACUCCGGCGCCGGCAUCCUCCGCAAGAUCCUCGUUUCUCCGAAUCCCACUCGCGUCACAGCAACGUCGACUGAGCCAGCGAACGAGGUCGGAGCACGGAUUCCUUUUCAGGAAGAUGACAGAAGAGAUUCUCCAAGAUCGGCUGAGUUCUCCGGCUCCGAGAAAGACAGCUACAACACUCUCUCUCCCAGAAGCCCAGCAGAAACAAGUGCGCUGGUUGGGCAAAUGACGAUAUUCUAUAGUGGGAAAGUGAGUGUGUAUGAUGGUGUACCACCUGAAAAGGCGCGGUCUAUCAUGCACUUUGCAGCCAACCCGAUUGAUUUGCCUGAAUAUGGUGUUUCUGCUUCUGCUAGAUUGACAUCAAGGCCCAUGACCAUGAGUAAAGAGAAGAUGGUUGAACCUCCCCACUAUGGCUAUGGCCUUGAAAAGGCAAAUGCUUCUCGUGAUUCUGAUGCGGAGGGCCAGGCUAACAGAAAAGUGUCGUUGCAAAGAUAUCUUGACAAGCGGAAGGAUAGGAGAUUGUUUAAGAACAAAAAGGCACCAGGAGUUGCAUCAUCUAGCUUGGAGAUGUAUCUGAGUCGUAGUCAGCCAGUGACCAACGCAUAUUCACAAAGCCUUAGCGGUGGUGGCACAGGAGGAGAACAGCACGAGUCACCUGAAAAUCAGAGGAGAAGUCCCAAUCUAUCAGUUGAUCUGAACAGUGAUUUAAAUAGCGAAGAUAACUAACAAGAUGACCAAAAACUGGGGAUGGUAUUAGGGGUCAAAAGGCUCAUCAAUACACGAAGAACAGUUCAAAAGCAGACAAGGAAUGUUCCCUAGUUCAGAAACAUGGCACAAGAAGGUUGAGCUGGAGGAGUCUUAGUUGAUCAAUUUCUGUUUUUUUUUGUCUUGUUUUUGUAUUAAUCUUUUAUUAGGUAUGUAGUGCUGAGUUAGGUUAGUGACGGAAAUGUUCUUUGGUUCAUCAGUUGGAGAGAGUAUGAGAACGGCGGGGAUUUUUCCAGGUUCAAAUUAUGUAAAUGAUGUCUUUUUAUGACACUUCAAACAAAUGAGAGAGAGAGGGAGAGAGAGACCUUUUGUUGAUUCUCUAACUUUUGAGUUUCCAUCGCUACU